Messenger RNA from Loa loa (African eye worm), 2886 nucleotides. RefSeq names its product importin beta family protein 6. Gene Ontology annotation, biological process: tRNA re-export from nucleus. Gene Ontology annotation, cellular component: nuclear pore; nuclear matrix; cytoplasm. The transcript is spliced from 26 exons. The record is from RefSeq and is a predicted model, not a curated record. NCBI's taxonomy places the organism in Eukaryota, Metazoa, Nematoda, Chromadorea, Rhabditida, Onchocercidae. Gene Ontology annotation, molecular function: small GTPase binding; tRNA binding. The coding region runs from base 1 to 2886 and encodes 961 amino acids.
AUGUCGGACGGUACUCCACAGUCAUACCAUAGUUUUCGGGGAACUGAUGAGUUAAAUCUUCGUCUUCUAGCAACAAGAGAGCGACGUUUGAAUUCCCUAGUACUUACUCUAUUGGUUAUGGUUUCUUUUGCCUCAUUGGCUAAUACUACGCAACAUCACGUAAUUUUCGAAUACAUAGAGAAGUUGAAGAACGAUUGCAAUGGUUGGAAAGACUGCAUUGAAAAAAUCAUUAAUGGCUGUAAUCCAGAGGAGCACUUUAUGCUUCUGCAGGUGAUUGAAGCAUAUUUGACAGUGCGCUAUGCGGAUAGCGAUCAGGAUCAGGAUAUUAUUCGAAGAUGGAUGCGUGGCUGGUUGCAGCGCUUAAGUUUACCUGGGAGUCAGCCAUCAUUUCUAGUGAACAAAAUGGCUCAGCUCUUUGCUUUGGUUUUUGCUGCCGAUUUUCCAAAGCGUUGGCCGAAUUUCAUGGAGGAGGUAUUUUUCCAACAGAUGUCAUCAUCACCUGAAAUAACGGUCUUUUUCCUGCGCACUUUGAUUGCUAUCGAUUGUGAGGUAGUUGAUCGAGAGAUUCGGCGUACGAAGCAGGUGACUGAAAGAAAUAUGCGAAUAAAGGAUGCUAUGCGUGAUAGCUGCAACUAUAGCUUGGCACUGAUCUGGACUCAAAUACUAGCAGAAAGCAAUGAUUUGAAGACUAGAAAACUUUGUUUGGAUGUCAUUGCUUGUUACAUUGACUGGAUUGAUUUGGAACUUGUUGUUAACAGUACUACCAUUCCAUUUAUUAUUAAUUGUUUGAAAAAUGAGCGCACUUGUGAAUCAGCGGUAUCAGCUAUUAGUGCAGUGCUCGCAAAAGGCAUGAAUGCUGAAAAGAAACUUCUACUGACUGCAUCGCUGUGUACUGUUUUGCAUGAGAACGGGUCAUUUGAUUUGAAAGAAAACGAUGUCGAUGAUGUUUUGAGAACUGGAGCUCUCAUAAGCUCAUUAGGCUGCGCUUUGAUCGAUUGCCAUACAUCUUUUUCAAAAGUUGGUGAUAUAGAAAGAUCUACGCAGUGUGAAGUGCUUCUUCAGGAACAAGCUGAUAUCGCUUUGUUAUGCUUUUCUAAUGAGAAUAUAGAUGCGUCUGGAACUGUUAUCGAGUUUUUACGGCGUUAUAUUUGUGUUCUUAAAACUCAGGAAUUUGAGAAGCGUCACGAUUUCACUAAUCGAAUGAUCUGCAUAGCCAUGGAUAGAUACAAAUCUGCAAGUGAUGUUGAUCUGGGUAAUACAGAUGGUGAGGUGGUAGCUGAAUUCAUGGCUUAUAGAAGGCAACUUCGAAAUAUGCUAUCAGCAGUUGGGAAUUUUGAACCGGAGCCGAUAUUGAUGAAACUGGAGCCAUCGGUGCGAAAUGUAUGUGAAAACUGGAAGCAGUGCCACAUGAGUGUUAUCGAAGCUACGUUAACACUAGUGUAUGACCUUGCUGACUUCAUACACACAAAUUUCGGAGGUAAUAGCAGUUUAAUCUCUGAACGUGCAAAAACACUGGCAACACAGAUUCUACAAAGUACAGUAAAUCAUUGCGGAUUACCUUGUAUCAGUACAUUAUUCUUCGAAAUUGCAUGUCGUUAUGAGAGGAUCCUGCAAAGUAAUACCGGUCCACUGCCAAUAAUACUGGAAGCAUUCUUGGAUACACGUGGUCUUCGCCAAGCUUCGUUGCAAUCACGAAGUCGCAUUAUCUACUUAUUUUGUCGCUUUGUAAAAGCACAUAAGCUUUUCUUGGGUAACCAAGCUGAAAAUAUUCUCGUACAAUUGGAAUCAUUUUUCACAGUUACAUCUGAAGAAGAUUACCAACUCUCGAAAGAGGAUCAGAUGUAUCUGUAUGAAUCUACAUCAGUGUUAAUUGUUAACAGUAAUCUACCGGUUGAAAGGAAACAAGAAUGCAUAAAAGUUCUCGGUUUAUCAUUGCUUCAGAAAUUCUCACACGUAACGGAAGGGCUAUCACGAACAAAGAAUGUGGAAGAAGUACAGCAGCUUCAUCAGCGGUAUGCUGAUAUUAUUGGUUAUAGCGCACGUGUUACUAAAGCAUUUACAAACAACUAUACCAUGCAGUGCUGUCAGUGCACUAUCGUUUUUAUUGAAUUGAUGAAAGUUUUUCUGGAUAAGGUAACUCCAAAUAAUGUGGAAGGAUUGGACGCACUGAGGCAGUAUCUUCAUCGGAUGGUUACUUGUCUUGAUGGUGAAAUACUAGCUGUGUUACCAGCUAUUUGCGACAAGUAUCUUGAUGUCGGUUCCAAUCUUAAAGUGAUGCAUGACUUCCUUAUUUUACUGCAGCAAAUUUUGGGCAAGUUUAAGAAACGUCUUUUGGAAACUGGUCUGAAUAUUCCUGCUUUAUUUGAUAUUUUGUGGACCGCGCAAAUGUCAUUCGAUAUAUCCAAUGAAAGUCGUGUUAGGGAUAUGAUUUAUUACAACCGAGCUUUUCUGCAAACAAUCUUGAGCAUCUUAACACAUGACUUAAUUGUUAUGUUAACAGACUGCGGCGCCGAAUUCUUCCACAAAAUAGCCGACUCACUCAUUUCUUACAUGAGCUUAAAUGAUGUGCCAGCACAACGGAUUACAUUCCAAAUUAUCAACAAAUUAUUUCUAAAACUGUCGAACAACGGGUCAACUGCUUUCAUCGAAUUUUUAUGGGAAAAAGCGGUUUGUGGUGCGCUUCAGACUCCUCUUAAUGGAUAUCAUGACCUUACAGACGCUCAGUGUGUUUUGCUUCAACACGAAAUUUAUUUGUUUUUUCCUGCGGAUUUUGCCCGAAAUUUUUGUCAGUGUAUAGCUAGUUAUAAGGGUAAACAACUGGAAAAGGCCCUGGAUAUGCAGUAUGCUCAGCUGAGGAGAAUGAAAGCGGAUGGUAUUGCACCGUGA